This is a messenger RNA of Westerdykella ornata, 557 nucleotides long. RefSeq lists its product as uncharacterized. The record is from RefSeq and is a predicted model, not a curated record. Lineage: Eukaryota; Fungi; Ascomycota; Dothideomycetes; Pleosporales; Sporormiaceae. The transcript has 2 exons. Bases 139 to 339 code for a protein of 66 amino acids.
GGAACAUUCACAACCGUCAGAGUGAAGGCAUCAGAGGGAACAAAAGCACAGGCACAUGGAGGACACAGAGAACGGUUCGGCUGCGGCAUCAGCAUAAUUGACAAUUUGUGCCUCAGGGCCGGGGAGGCGUGGCAGAUCAUGGCUCCACGGAUCCUCACGGAUCGCUCCCACGGCGGCUUCGAUGCAGGCUGGGCGGGGUUCGUCUGCGGACUCUGGGCUGCCAUGGCAUGCGAAUGGGUUGCAAAAUGGGUUGAACACGACGGAAUCGACGAGUCACAGACGAGAACGAAGAUGCGCAGGCUGCGCGGGUCCCGGAGCGGCGACGUUCGUCACUUGUGAGGCGGAGAAUUGGAGAACUCCCUGUGGCGCUUGCUUUGCUGAGGUGGAUGCGGGGAGGGAGGAGAUGAUGGGCCGUGAGCGAAGUAGCAGAGUAUCACGCAGCUGGCGGCGAACGACUGGCCCGUCGUCUGGGUGAAACGGGGAGUGGGCGUUCAUAUAGAGGACGGGAAAAGUCCCGGCUGAAAUGCGAAGAUGAGGGCGAGGCUUCUCUACACAGG